CUAGCCUGGUUGCCAGGGGUAGCGUGCUAAAUUGUUUUGCACAAUAUAUACCAUUCAUAACACAAAUGAAUGGAUUGUACAAUAUGUGCCGGAAUCUGACUCUAUUAAACACAAAAACCAAAUUAAUAAUACUAGGAAGAUGUAUGCAAGUAUAGUUCGAAACGUCUUGCAGUGUGCAGUCAGUACUUAUUUAUUAUUUUAAAACAUUAUUUGACAUUUCAUGAAGAAAGAAUUUUGAUACUGUGAGCAAAAUUGCGGAUUGUGAGGACCGACCAUUUGACUGCAAAAUGUCAGAUAUGGCGCAGUCGGCCGAAACGAAGAACUUAUUACUAGCUGACGACUUGCAGGAGGGUCACAUUAUUGAAUUUUCUUCUGUACCGGAAAAGCGUAAAAAUAAAACAUACAAAAAAGGGCGAUUAUGCUCCCGUCAGGUGGCCUUAGGCAUUACCCUCGUGACCCUUUUAUGGUUAUUCCUGAUCUUUAUUGGAUUUGGACUGGAUUUUUUAUCGGGAGCCUUUAAAGUAUGCAACAGUACGCUUCAUGAUGAAACUGAUUUAAAACCCGAAAAACCCCAGAGCACCGAAAAAGUAUCCAGUUUUGACGUUUCUCUCAGCGAGAAGCUAACAGCUGAAGCAACAUCAUCAGCGACAAAAGCAGACAAGGAAACAGAUUAUCCUAAUCUGGACUCAUUCGAGCCGGUGGACCGGAAGCAGCCUGUGGUUGCCUACCGUGACGAUAACGCGGCUUUGGCAUACUCAUUAUUGAACGCGAUGAAACGGCUGUUUGAUAACGUCAUGGUACGUUACGCUCCAGAUCCUGACUAUUUAAUUUGGGGAGGAGAAGAAUACACUUACGGUGGUGAACCCUUUGUACCGCGGUAUCCUGAACUAGAAGCAUUCUGGCCGAGAUUUGCCAGUGAUGGUCUGCUUGCAGACACUGAUUACCGAAAGCCCAAGAAACCCAAGCAUCCAGGGCGAGGACACAAGCAUCAUCACAAAGAAAUGCGGAAACCUUUGCGGGAGCAGCAUCCUGUCGAUGGAUCGGAAGAAGCCUUUCCUCGUUUCCCUUACGAAGGCAUUCUGUCGCCGGCCGCUAACAUGUCAUUUGCGAAAGAUUCCAGUUUUAAAAGCUCAGAUGCUAAUGCUUCGCAUACGUAUGAUUAUGGGACACAUACGGAUUCAUUUCUGCGUUCUCUCCAGCCAAACAAUACACAACACCAAACUGUCAGGCCGUUGUCACAUGCGCCCGCUCUUGUUUGGAAUGGUGCAACUGAUCCUCCUAUAGCUCGAGAGCGUUUUGCAAGAGCAGUUCCUGCUGUCAACGGGAAAGUUAAGCGCAAUUCUGUAAAGAAAACUCUGAACGACCAGAAAAAUGAUUACAAAAUGAACUAUGCGGCAAAGUUGGAACGUUCUGGUUGGAAUGAAGAGGAUACUGCAGAUCUCUUAGUCUAUAAUCUUGAUCGGAAAAAACGAGCAAUACCGUAUGCUCACGAAGCUGACCAGCGAAUGACGUCAAUGGAAAACAUCGCCCUGCUGAAGCAAAGACACGAAAAACUUAAGAAAGCAGCCGAAGCAGCAGCAAAGCAUAGAGCGCGAUCAGAGCAGGCACAGAAAGACCAGGUUUUGAUGCAGGAAAUGUUCGACAACCUGGAAGAGGGAAACUCUUUACGAAGGAAAAAGCGAAGUAUUAAUGAAGACGACACCGCAGCCGCCUCCCAACAGUUCCAGGAUGACGAUUAUAAUACCGAUGACAGUAAUAAUGCCGAACAAUUCCAAGUGCCCGGUCAAUUGCGAAGUGAACCGUACAGAAGCGAUUCCUUUAGCAAAAAGAGAAAGGAGAAAAAGGCCGUGCAGUUUGACUCCGAUGACUUGACGAAGAAGCAACAUGAUAACUCCAAAGCGCAGUGGCCGGGCCAACUGGUUGACCGCUUUAAAAAUAUUGUCGAUGAAGAGAAAGAUGGAAUUCAGUUGGAUGAGGAAGUAAACGAUGAUACACAGAUGGACAGUCAGGACGAAUCGUUCCAAAACGCGGAGCAGUUGGAUAACGCAGAGGAUGAAGAUACCGAACAAUUGUCCAGUGGUCAAGCUGAAAUGGAUGACGAAAGCGAUGACAGUGAAGAUAUGAAUGAAGUGGAAACCGAAGCAGAAGCGGCUGCAGAGGAAGAUGAUACGGAGAAUGCAGAAAAUGUAUUGCUUGAUAUCGCAACAGAGGAAGAGAGGCAUCAGAUGCAGUUUAUCGAUACAUCCAAAAAGGAGACUUCACAGUCCGCAUAUCACCCUGAAAUGGACUUUGAUAAUUCGGAUGCGGUAGAAAAAAAGGAAAAACAACGUUCGGAUAAGACAACGAGCAAAGAUGAUGAGGCCGUAGCCAAUGAACUGGCUAAACUAUUUGACCAGCCACCAAGCGAAACGAGAAAAGUGAAAUCGGUCAGAAAAGUAUUUCCACAACAGGAGGACAUUAACUUUCUGAAAGAAGUUGUUCUGGGCCCUUUCUUGCCGCCUGCGAUGGCUAUCACGGAAAGACGGCCCCUCCGUUAUCCUAAGCAAUCAGACGUGAAAAUUUUGUCUUCUCGCACAAAUAACCGACCUGUGCAGUUUGGUGGAUCCUCAGCUGAUGCAUCGUCGUCCGAACCAAAUGUCAAAAAUUUCCUGACUCUUAACAUCAAUAUCGGUCCAGACGCGAUGAUAAGACUGAAUCAGAAUAACAACGAUGCCGAGGAGGAUGACGAUCUGGUGAGCACACAGCACGAUAAGGGCAUAAAGGUCAACAUGCUUCGCAGCGGUAAAACCCAGAAGGGUUUAAUGGCAUCCGAUGUCAACAGCAAACAAAAAAAGAGAAAGACAAAAAUAGAAACCGUUGUGAAAAAGGAAGAUACAGUAAACACCAAGGAAGACGCGGAAGAUGAUGAUGAAGAGGACGAAGACGAGGAAAUCGCAGAAAAAGAUGCAGACUCCGACGUCCAUAACGAGAAGUCGUCUCCAGGCCGGCCAAAGAAACCUGAAAGUUUAUUACAACAGAACGCAGUUUUAGAACAAGAAAGGAAACAACGAAAAAGGGCAUCCACUUUUGAAUUCGACGCAGCUUAUCCGUUAAGCAGACCUGGAUAUGGCCAAAAUAACCGGCGAAACCAAGGAUUUUCUCCUGAACGACCGGGAGAGGUUGUAGCGAUUAAACUCGGAUCGAUCAACGGGGACGGUUCAGACAGGAGAAGACAUAGUUAGCAUGCUGAUGGUUCAAUACGGUCAAACUCUUGCGCUGCGCCACUGAGAGAAUGGUAUGGAUACUGGACUACGGAGCUUUCCGCUAACCGCAGGCGAUUUCGUGCCCGGGGCCUUAACGCACACUCUAGGAUAAGUUUGCUGGAGCGGAUGUGCCCAGCCGUCUUGUGGGGUUAUUGACAGGAAGAAGCAUGCCUAUAUGGUGCUUUUGAGUAUUCCCAGUGUUUAACCGUUUGCGCACAACCCGAAAUGUGAAAUUUUCUUGAAUUGCACUGAAAGUACUUAAUAAGUAGCCGAUGCAUUUUUAAUUUAAAUUAUUUUGUACAAGGAGUCUUCUGUCAAGGAUCACAAUUUUAGUUUUUGUUUGUUUGUUGUUUGUGUUAUUUGUGAAAUAGGAACGGAUUAAGGUUUAUUUCAGCGUGGUCAGUGCUUCUUGUUCAUUUGUUUGGAUC
Molecule: messenger RNA, 3670 nt
Organism: Paramacrobiotus metropolitanus
Lineage: Eukaryota; Metazoa; Tardigrada; Eutardigrada; Parachela; Macrobiotidae
Exons: 15
Coding region: 288-3221 (977 amino acids)
Source: RefSeq, a predicted model, not a curated record